Messenger RNA from Leptopilina boulardi, 4228 nucleotides. RefSeq names its product phospholipase D2 (gene Pld). Bases 145 to 3588 code for a protein of 1147 amino acids. The transcript is spliced from 14 exons. Gene Ontology annotation, biological process: cell motility; intracellular signal transduction; phosphatidic acid biosynthetic process. Gene Ontology annotation, molecular function: D-type glycerophospholipase activity; phosphatidylinositol binding. The record is from RefSeq and is a predicted model, not a curated record. NCBI's taxonomy places the organism in Eukaryota, Metazoa, Arthropoda, Insecta, Hymenoptera, Figitidae.
AUAUGUUCGCGUUUCGAAAAGCAUGAUUAAAUGUGUAAAAGGAUUGAAAAUUAUAUAGUCUCAAUCAUCAUUGUGUGAAUAAACACUCCAAAGCCAUGAAUUACACAAAAAAAUUGUGAUAAAUUCCAAGUAAUUUCCCAUGAAAUGUCAACUGACAUAGUGCAUGACAGUUACCCUAAAAAUGUGGCUGAAGAUUCAGCCUUGUCACACGAUUCUGAGUAUGAUGAUUUUCUUGGUGUACCUGAAUCCUUAGAAAUAACAAUUAACGAGGAUGGAGAAACUAUUAGCAUUCGAAACAGCAAUUUGGAACUCACUGACAACAGAGAUCAUUCGGGCGUUCUACCUUUUUCGAUAAUUCAUGAGCCGCCAAUUAAAUUUAGAAGUCAAAAUCGAAAUGUAUUCAUUCCCGGUGUACAAAUACAAGUAAAAGUUAUAGAUAUUGAACGUAGUGUAACAAGUCAUCCUUUAAAUCCAAAUUUAUAUACAAUACAAUUUAAACAUGGAACAUUUGAGUGGACAGUGAAAAAACGAUAUAAACACAUUCAAUUCUUGCACAAUCAACUUAAAAUAUUUAGAGCGAGUCUUAAUAUACCGUUUCCAACAAAAAGUCAUAGAGAGAGAAGAAAUAGUUUUAAAAAUCUAUCAACAGACAGAGCACAAAGGCAAAGGAAAGUGGCAUUGCCAAGGUUUCCCAAUAAACCAGAUGUUUUAGUACCUUAUGAACAUAUAAAUCAUAGAAUGAAAGCUUUAGAAGAAUAUUUGGACAAUUUGUUGACAAUUGAAAUUUAUAAACGACAUCCAGAAACUCUUAGCUUUUUGGAAUUGUCUCAUCUUUCAUUUGUUGGAGAUCUUGGAGGAAAAGGCAAAGAAGGCUUAGUUCAAAAAAGAACUGGAUCUGGAGCAAAAACUGGAUGCAAUCUUUUUGGAUUACUUGAAGGGACGUGUUGCGUCAGAUGUAGUCAAUUUUGCACCUCGCUUUGUGGAAAAUGGCACAAAAGACAUUUAAUCGUGAAGGAUACUUUCGUGACAUACAUAAGACCUGGUGAUGGAAGAAUCAAAGCCGUAAUUUUAAUGGACAAUGGUUUUGAAGUUAGUUCAGGAAUGUAUUCAACUGGUUUAAGGAAUGGAUUACAAAUUAUGAAUCUUAAUAGGCAUAUAGUUAUGAAAUGUUGGACUAGAAGAAAAGCUAAAGAAUGGCUGGAUUAUAUUCAUCGUCUUUCUAUUGAGGAAGGUAUGUCGUUUAUUCAAACGAAUCCCCACAAGUCUUUUGCUCCAGCUCGUUGUCCAGUUCCAGCAACGUGGUUCGUUGAUGGAUCAAGUUAUAUGUCAGCAGUUGCAGAUGCUCUGGAAGCUGCGACUGAAGAAAUUUUUAUAGCUGAUUGGUGGCUUUCACCUGAAAUUUAUCUAAAGAGACCAGUGACUGAGGGAGAUUACUGGAGAUUGGAUAAAAUUUUGGAAAGGAAAGCUAUUGCCGGUGUAAAGGUUUUUGUGAUGAUUUAUAAAGAAGUGGAAUUGGCUUUAGGUAUAAAUAGUUUCUAUAGUAAACAAAAAUUAGUGGAAAAAUGUCCGCAAAAUAUAAAAGUAUUGAGACAUCCGGAUCAUGCUCGAGUUGGCGUUUUUCUUUGGGCUCAUCAUGAGAAAAUUGUCGUUGUCGAUCAAUCGGUUGCCUUUUUAGGUGGAAUUGAUCUCUGUUAUGGUAGAUGGGACAAUUCGGAGCAUCGACUAACCGAUCUUGAUAAAAUUCUCGUUUUACAAAAAUUAGGAUCUACUCAUCAGUCAACAAUUUAUAUACCUUCAAAAGGAAAAGUGACCAGUACUAGCAGUAAACCAAAUACAGUAUACAAAUCAAAAGAACAUGUUUUACUCUCGCUCGCAAUUGCUACAAAUACAAUUGCAAUGGCAACGACAAAAUGUCUUCCUGUUUUACCAGUAGUUAGUAAAGAACAACAAAGUCCAGAGCCACUAUCUCACACAAAAAAAGGAGAUCCUCUUCUAUUAUCACUUCCAGAUGAAAGUUUUAAAUGUAACACACCUGAUCCACAGAAAAAAAAUCUUUUUGAAGUGGCAAAAACAAAAGUUGUUCAAGUUAAAUAUAACAUGAGAAUGAAGAGAAAAGAAUGGAUUAAUAUGGUUUAUAAUCCUCAUGAAUGUAGUAGCGAUGAAGAAGACACAGUCGAUAAUAUCAAGAUUAAAACUCCUAUAGACGAGGAGGAUGAAGUUAUUUACGAAAGUCGAGAUAUCUAUCCAGAAUUAAAUGGAACGUCAAAGCUUUGGCUUGGAAAAGAUUAUACUAAUUUUAUUGUUAAGGAUUUCAAUAAUCUUGAUAGUCCCUAUCAAGAUUUAGUGGACAGAAGUACAACGCCACGAAUGCCUUGGCACGAUGUGGGAAUAAUGGUCCAGGAAGCGACAGCUAGAGAUGUUGCUAGACAUUUUAUUCAAAGAUGGAAUGCUAUAAAGAUAGGAAAGGCAAAAUUAAAUUCAACCUAUCCAUUUCUUCUACCGAAAGCAUAUAAAAAUUAUGCAGGAUAUUCAAUUCACUUUGAUGAAAGUAAAAUGCAUAACGUUAAGUGUCAAGUUUUGAGAUCCGUUAGUUCUUGGUCUGCAGGAUUUUUAGAUCCAGAAACGAUAGAACAAAGUAUUCACGAGGCUUAUAUUCAUGCAAUUAGCAAUGCUCAAAGGUACAUUUAUAUUGAAAAUCAAUUUUUCAUAACACUUGCAAAUGUCGAAGGCACAAUAGUAAAGAAUCGUAUUGGUGAAACGCUAUUAAAAAGAAUAAUCAGAGCUCAUAGAGAAGGAAUGGUGUUUAGAGUUUUUGUGGUAAUGCCAUUAUUGCCAGGAUUUGAAGGAGAAGUUGGAGGAGCUACUGGAACAGCUCUUCACGCGAUAACUCAUUGGAAUUAUGCUUCAAUUUCCAGAGGAAGGGAUGCACUUUUAAAUCGACUAAUUGAUGCUGGAAUUGAAGACCCUAGCGAAUACAUUACAUUCCAUGGUUUAAGGACCCACGCCAUGUUAAAUGGCUCGCUUGUAACAGAAUUAAUUUACGUUCACAGCAAAUUAAUGAUUGUCGACGAUAGAGUCGUGAUAUGUGGAUCAGCGAACAUUAAUGAUAGAAGUAUGAUUGCUUCUAGAGAUAGUGAAAUCGCUGUUAUUAUUGAGGACCAAGCUUUCACAGAAGGAAGAAUGAACGAAAUGUCGUUUGAUUGUGGCAAAUUUGCAGGAUCUCUAAGAAAGCAACUCUUUAAAGAACAUCUUGGACUAUUGAGAUCAAAAGAUAAAAUUAAUAUUGAUGAUAUUGUUAAAAAAUCAUUCUACAAAGACGUGUGGUGUGAGAGAAGUAAGCGAAAUACUGAAAUUUACGAACAAGUCUUUCGUUGUAUACCAACAGAUAAUGUGGUUAAUUUUUCAAUGUUGAAAAUAUAUCAAAAUGAAUCACCUUUAUGUUCUAACGAUUUGGAUAUGGCACGAAACAUGUUAACUAAAAUUCGAGGACAUUUGGUAGACAUGCCACUAAAAUUCCUAUGUAACGAAACACUGAAACCAACUGCUGGAACAGUUGAGGGAAUGAUGCCAACUUCUUUGUGGACUUAAAAAUAAUCUAACAGUAUUAAAGCACUGAAAUGCUUUUUUAUAGAGAGGACAAAGUUUAUUUUAUUAUUAGAAGAAAUUAACGUUUGUUUAUUUUUUAGAAAAUUUAAUAUGGUUUUUAAAAACAUUUAAUUUAUGGGCAAGGAUUAAUUUUAUUUCUUAUUUAUAAAAGAGAAAUAUUUUUAUAAAAGUACGAAAUGUUGAAGUAUUAAGAAAUAUUUUAACAUUUCGUCUUGAAAUUCCAUUUAAAGUGAAAAAAGAAACAGUAUUUUUGUGUUACUGUAAAAUUUACAGUCUAAAAAUGUUAAAUUAUUAUUUUUUUUUUUAUUUUAAUAUUUCAUAAAAUUUUAUUUAAAUGUACUUGAAACCAAAGUAGAUAAUUGAAUGGAAAAAGGUAUAAUUUUUCUCUAAUCAUUUUUAAAUUUCUGCAUUUAUUUAUUAACUUUCGUGUUUAUCAUCGAAAUGUAAUUAAUACUCAGGAAGUUUCAAUUGUUCGCGAAACACUGAAUGAAUGAAUUAUUUUAGAUUUUUAACAUUUUUACAUUAAUUUUAAAUUAAUUGCAAAAUAAUGUAAUGUUUUUAACUAUAGCUCUAACUGUGUGUUUUUUGUGAAAGAUAUUAUACAUACAUAUUUUUAAAUAUA